This is a messenger RNA of Microdochium trichocladiopsis, 1172 nucleotides long. RefSeq lists its product as uncharacterized. The transcript has 3 exons. Bases 238 to 1014 code for a protein of 258 amino acids. The record is from RefSeq and is a predicted model, not a curated record. NCBI's taxonomy places the organism in Eukaryota, Fungi, Ascomycota, Sordariomycetes, Xylariales, Microdochiaceae.
AUUUUUUUUUGUUCUCUCUGGGUCUUGGUUCUCAGCUACGUUGGACCAAGCUCUUGUCCGCCCACGGCAAUACAGCUCAACCAUCACUUCACAUCCUGGCGCUUUUUCGCCUGCAAUCUCGGGUUUCUCUCCAGGAAAUCGCAGCCGCAACACGCCAGGCUUGGUCGCUCUCCUCGCCCGUGCCCUAAGUGCACGUCAAAUCACCAAAUUCGUUCAAGUGGCCGCUCUCCGUCCACCAUGCAUCACACUCGCCGCAAGUCCGGGCACAUCUCGGCUCACACGUCCAUGACAGACGUCCGGAAAGCCGUGGGUGUCUCCGACCUCUCGAAAGGCCGCCGGCCGCAGCUUUCGAGGAGGGCAACCCCUCAAACGGUGCAGAAGCUCGGCAAGAACCCAAAGACUCGCGAGCGCGAGUCUGAAGAACAGAGACUAUGGGACAAUGACCGGGAAUGCUUCCCUCAAUUCUGCAUGACUUGCGAGAAACAAUUUCUAUCCGCCGAUGAGACCUCCCUGUACUGCUCGGAUGUGUGUCGCAAACAUGAUCAGAGUACAAGUCCGUCUUUUUUGGGAGCGUACGAUCUCGAUGGGUUCGGCAACAACCUGCCGUUUCAUGCCGCCGGAGAUCCCGAGUUGCGAGACAUCGUUCCACGUGCUUCACCAUCCCGCCCAAGCUCGACGUAUUUCUCUCCUCCAAGUACCCCCAACACCGCCCAGUACACGAGUGCUAUUUCGGCGCUCAAGUCUCUCAACAUUCGCCCGCCAAGUCCUCCUUCACCCGUGUCGACCCAUUCAAGCAUUUGGCCCUUCGCCCGUAGCGUCGCCAAUAGCCCCAGUACAUCUUACACAAAGCCGUCCAACUUCUACUCAUCAACUUAUGACGGGGGAUACUCAUCAGCCUAUGUGUAUCCAACAGCGAGCGGUUUUGGCUCAGAACGUCCGCUGCCCUCACGGAAACCCACUGGCUACUCACGCCCCAAGAGCAUCGAGCUCGUUACCCCCAUGAUCGGGCGAUGAGUCCAGAGCGGCACGGCUGACAAGCCCCCCAAACUCGCUGGUCUCCUUCCGCAAGUCCUUGCCAUCUGACCUGCCCAAUCAAAAGUUGUGAGGGGUCGGCUUCCCCCUUUGGGUUCCUUUGGGGGCCCGAGUGCCUUGGAUGGGAUGACUAGGCCGGG